UUUUUUCGACUGAAUUAAUGGAAGUUUAGUUUAGUUUCAUUAUAAUUCAGGUUCAUCCGAUUUAAUUCAGUUCGGUCCAAAAGGAGAGAGCGUAGAUGGACACACUCACACAGAUGAUGUGAUACAAUAGGAGACGGUAUGGAGGAGUAAUAGGCGGACAAAUAAUUGAUUAACAGAAUUAGAAAGCAAGAGAAGAUCUCCAUUGAAGUUGAAAUGCGAGGAGAACGAGUGAUUUUGAGAGGUAUUAUUAACAACAGAGCUUUCACUUCAUCAUCUUCAUCUUCAUCUUCAUCUUCAUCUUCAAUCCACUCAUCACAUUCACUUCAAAUUGGGAGACCCAAAUAUCUGGGUUUUGACCUUCCGGAUGUCCGGCCUUCUGGCGCCCCCUCUCAACCCCCAAAACCUCACUUUGAUGGGCCGAGUGCCGAAAUCAUUGAUGGGAAGUCUAUUGCUGCUAUAAUAAAGUCACAAGUAGCUAAUGAAAUUUCGAGGAUGAAGGACGCUGUGGGGAAGCGUCCUGGUUUGGCUGUUGUCUUGGUAGGUGAAAGAAAUGAUUCACACUCAUUUGUCCGUACCAAGAUGAAAGCUUGUGAUGAAGUUGGAAUCUUUUCGUCUGUGGUAGAGCUCUGUGCUGAUUGUACUAAGGAUGAAGCCCUUUGUGUGGUUUCUAAUUUAAAUGAGGAUCCAUCUGUUCAUGGUGUUAUUGUGCAACUCCCUCUUCCUCAACAUUUGGAGGAGGAGAUGAUUCUGAAUGUUGUUGAUCCUGGGAAGGAUGUUGAUGGUUUUCACCCCUUGAAUAUGGGCUGUCUUGCGAUGAAGGGAAGAGAGCCCUUUUUUGUUCCUUGUGCAGCCAAAGGCUGUAUUGAUUUGCUGUUGAGAUCUGGUGUUGAAAUUGUGGGAAAGAAUGCGGUCGUGAUAGGGCGAAGCAAGCUAGUUGGAUUGCCUGUUUCAUUGUUGCUGCAGAGGCACCACGCUACUGUGAGUGUUGUGCAUUCAUUCACCAAGAACCCACAAGAUCUAACUCGUGAGGCAGAUAUAAUCAUCACAGAUGCAGGUGUACCAAACAUGGUUCGAGGCAAUUGGUUGAAACCUGGUGCUGUUGUAAUUGAUGCAGGAACCAAUGCAGUGAAGGACCCAAAUAGGAAAAACGGGUUCCACUUAACUGGUGAUGUAUGCUUUGAUGAAGCCGUUAUGGUGGCAUCUGCAAUUACUCCUGUUCCGGGAGGAUUGGGACCUGUAACAAUCUCCAUGCUGCUCUCUAAUACUCUCGAUUCUGCUAAACGCGCUUAUGGAUUUGUCUAAGGUCUUAGCCUGUAAAGGUAGUUUCCAUCACAGCCAAAGGCCAUAUCAGUGUUUAAUUGCAAAUACAUGCAGAGCUGGAAUUGAAGUGGAUGCUAAGAGAAUCCAAUAUAAAGACUUAAGACCUUCAGAAGAACUUAGCUAUAUAGUCAUCCGAUACUAAGCCUGACAAAAUAUCCUUAUGCAAAGAUAUAGCAGAUGCAUUUCAACGCAACGAAAUACGCAAGGUAAAAGAUUUGGUUGUUAACAGCACCUUCAUUCAGCUAGGAGGAAUCACACCAUACUAGCUGCCCUUUUUUCCCGUUCUUGUAGACGUUCUUUCAUUUCCAAGAAGUCGACAAUUGUGAACUGAAAUGCCCGGUUCAUUGCUAACACCUACUAUGAUGUUUGGGUGCAGUUAACAAAGUACAACUUUUGAUGUUUCAUAUGCUCCUAUGUGUUCAUCCUAUUUUUGUUGUUGUUCGUUCAUACAAUCAGAUUCUUUCAUCAAUGGAUUCCAUAAAUUAGUAGCU
Beta vulgaris subsp. vulgaris (sugar beet) is the source of this 1811-nucleotide messenger RNA. RefSeq names its product bifunctional protein FolD 2. Gene Ontology annotation, cellular component: cytosol. Bases 214 to 1302 code for a protein of 362 amino acids. The transcript is spliced from 6 exons. NCBI's taxonomy places the organism in Eukaryota, Viridiplantae, Streptophyta, Magnoliopsida, Caryophyllales, Amaranthaceae. Gene Ontology annotation, biological process: tetrahydrofolate interconversion. The record is from RefSeq and is a predicted model, not a curated record. Gene Ontology annotation, molecular function: methenyltetrahydrofolate cyclohydrolase activity; methylenetetrahydrofolate dehydrogenase (NADP+) activity.